UGACAAAUCAAGAUCCGAGAUCGCCCGGGACGGCCGCAUCUCUUGCUCCAACACAACCCUUUAGUGAGCUGUGGUAGGAAACGGCCAAGUCAUUCUCUUCUCGCCAUGGCGACUCCGGCUGCCCAGAUUCCAUCCAUUGGCUCGAGUGCUCCCGCGGUCUCCCAGCAGACCACCGAGGCUGCCUCGAAGCCCAAGCCCUGCUGCGUGUGCAAGGACGAAAAAGCCAAGCGCGAUGAGUGCAUGCUCUUCUCGAACGCCGCCGACCCCCAGAAAGAAUGCCAGUCGACAAUAGAACAGUACCGGAGCUGCAUGGCCGGGUUUGGGUUCAAGGUUUGAGGCAGGCCUGCGCGCAUGCCGGAAGAGCGGCGUUGGAUUGCGACGAUAUGAUGUAUAAUAGUUGGCGUUGAGGGAUAGACUUGGCUUGGGACAAAAUGAAACCGUUCUCCUCUACACCAGCAAUGGCCGGCGACAGUCGUCUAAACCGUUGAUAGCAGAGCUCCAUACGCCGAUUCCAGCCUCGUUACGACAGCAACCCACCCAACGCCCAAGCAACAGGGGUAUCAUCAACCAGCAAAGAGAAAGCAACCUCCAGCAAAGCCAACUCCGGCAACCUCGACCCGAGCAAAUAACCACAAACAGGCCCAGCCACCCUUUCUACUCCCCCUUCCCCUUCCCCUUUCCAUCACCAC
This is a messenger RNA of Thermothielavioides terrestris NRRL 8126, 689 nucleotides long. RefSeq lists its product as uncharacterized. Lineage: Eukaryota; Fungi; Ascomycota; Sordariomycetes; Sordariales; Chaetomiaceae. The transcript is spliced from 3 exons. The record is from RefSeq and is a predicted model, not a curated record. Gene Ontology annotation, molecular function: copper ion binding; copper chaperone activity. Gene Ontology annotation, biological process: mitochondrial respiratory chain complex IV assembly. Gene Ontology annotation, cellular component: mitochondrial intermembrane space. Bases 106 to 336 code for a protein of 76 amino acids.